Closterium sp. Yama58-4 is the source of this 849-nucleotide messenger RNA. The record is from the annotation of a GenBank genome assembly. Lineage: Eukaryota; Viridiplantae; Streptophyta; Zygnematophyceae; Desmidiales; Closteriaceae.
AUGGAAGCUGAAAAUGAGAACCGUCGCCUGUCGCACGGUGUUGCUAACCAUACCAGCGCAGACGGUCCAGACGAGGCGAACAACCCUGCCAACUCCUCAGGGGAUGCUGAUGACGAUGGUAUGCCAGCGACUGGGCAUGGUGCUGCAGCGACUAGUCCUGGUGCUGCAGCGAUUGGUCCUGGUGCUGCAGCGGCUGGUCCCGGUGCUGCAGUGGCUGGUCCUGGUGCUGCAGCGACUGGUCCUGGUGUUGCAGCGGCUGGUCAUGGUGCUGCAGCGGCUGGUCAUGGUGCUGCAGCGGCUGGUCAUGGUGCUGCAGCGGCUGGUCCUGGUGCUGCAGUGGCUGGUCCUGGUGCUGCAGCGGCUGGUCAUGGUGCUGCAGCGGCUGGUCAUGGUGCUGCAACGGCUGGUCCUGGUGGUGCAGCGGCUGGUCCUGGUGCUGCAGCGGCUGGUCCGAGCGCGCCUACUCCGAAUGGUGUGGCUGGAAACACGCUCCAACGUAUGGCUAAGUUCCUUGCAGCCCUACGUGCUACCACCACCUGCCACAAGACACUUGCAUCGGUGUUCCUUAAUUCCAUCCUCUCCUUCCCUGGUCGGUUUCAACCCCCCACCCCCGACAUUAUAAAAUGGCUCGACGUCACGGUCGGGAACUUCCUCUCCUCUUCAAGAUUCAAGGAAUACGACCUUGGGGUACGCCUCAUCCCCAACUGCCUCCUGUACAACUCUAUUCAUCACGGUGGGCUUGGGGCAAUUGCCCCCUCCACUCAAAUUCGUGCCCUUGCCACCCAGCAUGCGUUGCGCCAUUUUGGUGCUUCACCGUCAGAGGAGGUGGCGAGAACCACCGGCUGCUGA